CUCGGUCGCCACUCGCCAGUGUUUCAGUGUCGGCCGCUCGUCUCGUUUGUUUGCGUUGGUUCGCUCGUGUGUCUGUCCGUGUGUGUGUUUGUGUGUGCGCGCGCGCGCGCGUUUGUAACGUCGUUUUGCGCUGUACGGUCCGUCGUCAUGAUAAGUAUUGUUGUCAGUGGUAUCGGUAGUGGUGGUAACUCACAAUUAUUGUGACGGUAGCCGUGCGACGCUGUAACACCUACCCGUCGGCGAAGAAUUAUCUGCUCGUAGUACUCGUGAUUAGAAUAAUAUAGUAGUAGUAAUAAUAAUAAUAGCGAAGGCGACCAUAAAAAAAAAAAAAAAAAAAAACGAGUGGAAAAAUAAAAAAAAAGGGAGACUCGACAGGAUAACAGGCGGCGCGCUACAGCUGCACAGCAGUAACGGGCACUCGUCGUGGUCCGCGGCGGUGGCCCGUCGGCGUGCGGAAAUGGCGACCAGCCCGCCGAACAGCGGCGGCAGCAGCAACACGGUGGUCGUGAGCCCGGACGGCGGCGCGCGGACAGCCAGCAGUCAUUUCGGGAAACAAGGAGAGGACAGGCUCAAGAGCCUGUACCCGAUGGUGGACGAGGACGACACGCCGUUGCCGAGGAGCUGGAAUUCCAAAGACAAGUUCACAAAUCUCGGCCUGUCUCAGAACAACAUACGUGUCCAUUACAAAGGUCAUGGUAAAACUCAUAAAGACGCAGCGAGUGUACGAGCAACGCACCCCAUUCCAGCAUCGUGUGGACUGUAUUAUUUUGAAGUGAAAAUUGUUUCAAAAGGACGUGACGGUUAUAUGGGAGUCGGACUUUCUGCUCAAGGCGUCAACAUGAACCGUUUACCUGGUUGGGACAAACAUUCGUAUGGUUACCACGGCGAUGAUGGACACUCGUUUUGCUCAAGCGGUACCGGCCAACCGUAUGGACCUACGUUUACAACAGGCGACGUCAUCGGCUGUGGUGUAGAUCUUGUUCACAACAAAUGUUUUUACACCAAAAACGGUACACAUUUAGGAACAGCUUUUACCGACCUUCCUCCAAAUUUAUUUCCUACCGUUGGACUACAAACGCCUGGCGAAGUGGUCGAUGCCAACUUCGGACAGUGGCCAUUUGUGUUCAAAAUUGAAGAGAUGAUGAAAGAGCUCAGAGACCAAACACAAUUGACUAUUCAGAACUAUCCGUUCUCUUAUCCAUAUUCACAGUGCCAGACCAAUUUUCACAAAAUGGUUUCGACUUAUUUAGUACACCAAGGAUUCUGUGCCACCGCAGAAGCGUUUAUCUCACAAACCGAUCAGUCCUUCGAAGAAGAAAUCACUUCUAUAAAAAAUCGACAAAAAAUACUGAAAUUGGUGUCGACCGGUCGAAUGGGAGAAGCGAUAGAAAUGACCAACAAGCUUUACCCGGGAUUACUCGAGUCCAACCGUAAUCUUUUGUUUAAGCUCAAAUGCCGUCAGUUUGUUGAAAUGGUCAAUGGUACCGACUCCGAAAUAGCACCUCGUGGCGCUCAUGAAAAUAUCGAUAUUCAAACUAAUCGGCCGUCACCCAAGCGUACAUUACAAUCGAAUCGUAGCCCAACGUCAGUACAAACCAAUGGGAGUAUAAAAUGUCAAAAACUUUCAAACACCGUAAUAACCGACGUGAACGAGAUGAACUCUGUGAACUUGAUGUUAAACGGUUCGUCCGACGUGACCACAGUGAAAACGAUAAAAAACGGCACGCCUAAAUUAAUAGAUUAUCCGAUUGAAAAAAUGGAUUGUAAUGAAGACGGCCAAAUGACUGAUUACACAAUGUCACCGGAAAGUGUCAAUGGACAUCACAAAACUCCUUAUACCGACGGGGAUUAUGGUUCGAAUGGUUACCACAACGGACACUCUUGCGAAGAAGUUAUCGUUAGUAACGGAAACUCGAGAGUUAGUAGUAAUAACGGAAACGAAGAAUCUAUGGAAAUAGAUCAACCAGAAUAUCACCAAUCGACGAAAAAAGUUUGCGGCGGUAGUAAACCUGGCGUUGAAAAAAUGCUAGAGUUUGGCCGAGAACUAUUCCUACUUAGCAUGCAGCUAAGACAAGAAUUAGGACGUAACGAAACUAAUAAAAAAAUGUUACAAGAUGCGUUUAGUCUAUUAGCGUACUCAAACCCUUGGAAUAGUCCUGUCGGUUGGCAACUAGAACCUUCGCAGAGAGAUAGUGUUUGUGCUGCUCUGAAUUCCGCAAUUUUAGAGUCGAGCAAUCUACCACGACGCCCGCCUCUGGAAAUGACUGUUGGCCACGCGUACGAGCUAGUCAAACUGAUGGCGGCGUCCAGCAUGGGAGCGUGCGCCUUCACCAACAUCGAUGAACUGCUCAAAUGACCUUCGUAUAUUGUGCGUGUUUCACUGCCACCAUUUUGCAGGAUCGAACAUAAUUGGCCGCCAAUCUCAAACACAAUAACUAUGGCAAAAGUACUUUAAGCAGCCAUAUCACCGACAAAAGAUUUCUGUACAAAAAUAAUAAUAAUAUGACGAUUACUUUUUUCUGUAUAAGAGUGUAAGUAGUAUUUUAUUCCAUAUAGAAAUUUUAAAAAAUAUACAUUUAUAUCUAUACAGCCUAACGCAGUGUGAAUUAGCAUUCAUUUUUGACUAAUAACGUCGAUCUUUGCUUAAAGAAAAAAAAAACAUUUAAAAUUCACUUUUUAAUAUUCGAUAGUAACUAUAUAGUUUUUUAUAUAUAUAUAUAAUAUAUCUAUAUUAAUGUUAUUUCGAAGAUAAAUAAUACAUUAAAAAAAAAACUUCAAAUUCUGUGUACUUUGAAAAUAGUCUUUAAUUUCUUUGUUUGAAUUUUUUUUUCCCUCAGGACUCAUUUUUUUUCAUUAAAAAUAAAUAACAUGUGUUGAAGGUCAUGUGUUAUUAAUGCCAACACUUACACCUUAUUGCCACAUGCAAAUUUUUUUUUAUAUUUCUGUGCAUAAAUAUUAUUUGCGUUAAUUAUUAUGAUCUCUUCACAUAAUUUAUGCGACAUAUUAUUUUAAUGUAAUCAUAUUUUGUUGCUCUUUAUAUUGUGAUCCUUUAAUAAUACUCCUCCGUGUUAUUUGACAAAUUAAGUUCUUUUAUUUUAU
This is a messenger RNA of Adelges cooleyi (spruce gall adelgid), 3099 nucleotides long. RefSeq names its product ran-binding protein 9 (gene RanBPM). NCBI's taxonomy places the organism in Eukaryota, Metazoa, Arthropoda, Insecta, Hemiptera, Adelgidae. The record is from RefSeq and is a predicted model, not a curated record. Gene Ontology annotation, biological process: cell surface receptor signaling pathway; cytoskeleton organization. The transcript is spliced from 11 exons. Gene Ontology annotation, molecular function: protein binding. The coding region runs from base 458 to 2356 and encodes 632 amino acids. Gene Ontology annotation, cellular component: cytoplasm.